AUGGUAUCAGAGCAGGUUCUGACCUUGGGACCUUGUUUUCGCUUCCAUUGCGACGAGUACCCACCAUUUGUGGUUCACGCACCAAGCCCAAUAAGUGCUGGGCGUGAAGGGGAAAGUUCGACUCAGUUCAGAGUAGGGAAAGCCUCUGAUCUUCUUGUUCUUGAAAGAAAACACUCUCAACACUCAACAGAAAUUCUGGCUAAUCCUUGGUGGACCGGUCAUCAGGUGGGGUUGGGUGUAGGGGUAGACCCUGCAGCAACCAAUUCACCUUCUUCCAACCUAAACAAACGCCACAUGGACCUUUCCAUCAACGAAAGAAGCCUUGUUAGAGAAAGACAAGAGGAAGAAGAAGAAGAAGAAGAUGAAAGAGACAACGGUGAUGAACCCAAAGAGGGUGCAGUUGAGGCUGGAACACGCAGGCCAAGAGGGAGACCCCCUGGUUCCAAAAACAAGCCCAAACCCCCCAUCUUCGUCACCAGGGACAGCCCAAACUCCCUCAGAAGCCAUGUCAUGGAGGUUGCCGGCGGGGCCGACGUGGCGGAAAGUGUGGCCCAGUUUGCACGGAGGCGCCAGCGUGGGGUGUGUGUCCUCAGUGGGAGCGGUUCCGUGGCCAACGUUACUCUCCGGCAACCUUCGGCACCGGGAGCGGUUGUGGCACUUCAUGGAAGGUUUGAAAUUCUGUCCCUAACCGGAGCGUUUCUGCCUGGUCCUGCCCCGCCAGGAGCUACAGGACUUACUGUGUAUCUCGCUGGAGGGCAGGGCCAGGUAGUGGGAGGGAGCGUCGUGGGCUCCCUUGUGGCAGCUGGACCAGUCAUGGUGAUUGCUGCCACUUUUGCUAAUGCUACCUAUGAGAGGUUGCCCCUUGAGGAGGAGGAAGACGACGGUGGUGGUAGCGUGCAAGGAGGGAGUACCCUAGGAGGAUCUCCUCAUGGAAUUGGUAGUAGCGGCGGCGGUGGCGGUAGUGGUGGUGGCCACUUAUCAGGUGGGAUUCCUGGUCCUUCUUCUUUGCCUUUGUAUAAUCUCCCACCAAAUCUUCUUCCCAAUGGAGGCCAAGUGGGGCAUGAGGCUUUUGCUUGGGCUCAUGGCCAUGGAAGGCCACCUUACUGAAUUCAUACCAAGGUUUUAAAUUGCUGAUGCCGUCAUUGUUGUGAAGAAUUUUGUGAUCACAACUUUAUUGUUGCACUCACAAUUGAUAUUAUAUAUAUAUAUAUAUAUGUGGUUAUUUAAAACCUUGGGGUGAUAUAUAGAGACUUCAUGUGUGGCUGGUUCGAGAUCUAAUGGAAUUCUGUUGGUGUUAUCUUUCUAGUUUGAAGGAUUAAUUAGGAAUUGGGGAAAGAAUUGCAAAGAUUUUAGAAAGCUGGAGUAGUUGUGAAGAACUGUGGAGACGAGGAAGAGAAGCAUGUUUUAAUUUACUUAGCUCAGUGUAUAUGUAUAUGGAGUAAGAACUUUGAUUUCUGUGUUUUUCUUUUGCUUUAUGUGUUUGGAAUAAAGAAAGUGAUCGAUGAUGGGCGAAUUUUUAAUGGAUUAAUUUCUGAAUAGUUUUAACUGUCAUACAUUUUAAUUUAAUUUAUGAACUCUAGUGUUUUUUUUUUAAAUAUAAUCCUUGAUAUUUUGUUGGUUGAA
Messenger RNA from Glycine soja, 1623 nucleotides. RefSeq names its product AT-hook motif nuclear-localized protein 20-like. The record is from RefSeq and is a predicted model, not a curated record. The transcript is spliced from 2 exons. Gene Ontology annotation, molecular function: minor groove of adenine-thymine-rich DNA binding; DNA-binding transcription factor activity. The coding region runs from base 1 to 1107 and encodes 368 amino acids. Lineage: Eukaryota; Viridiplantae; Streptophyta; Magnoliopsida; Fabales; Fabaceae. Gene Ontology annotation, cellular component: nucleus.